Messenger RNA from Polistes dominula (European paper wasp), 2651 nucleotides. Its product is annotated as protein RCC2 homolog. Gene Ontology annotation, biological process: negative regulation of GTPase activity. NCBI's taxonomy places the organism in Eukaryota, Metazoa, Arthropoda, Insecta, Hymenoptera, Vespidae. Gene Ontology annotation, cellular component: membrane. Gene Ontology annotation, molecular function: small GTPase binding. The record is from RefSeq and is a predicted model, not a curated record.
AAAUUCAAAAUUCGUAUAACUCUGGAUGGAUAGGAAACGAACCAAAAAUAUGAAGAAUUCCGCGUUCCCUAAAUUAGGAAUCGAGGGAACGCGGAGCGCGCCUUCGGCGAUUUACAAUCAUAAACCGUGGUUUGCUUUGUACUUAUCGUUCGAGCAUGGUUUUAUUAUGAUUUUUGAGCGCCAGGUGGCCGCGUUUUUGCUGGCCAUUCGUAUAGCGGUGCAAUUUACUGAACGCCAUUGCAUCGAUAAAUGUCACGAGGUGCCGAUAUGUCUAAGAGAAAAAAUGCGACGGUUAAAAAGGGUCGGUCAAAAUCUAAAAAAGUUGAAUACGAUGAGGAGGAUAUUUCGAGCGAACACGAAUCCGAUGUUGAGGACGCCGAGAGUGGCACUAAUGUCGACGGUGAGGACGCUGCCGAAGACGAUCUUACCGAUGUCUCCAAUAUACCUGAGCUGCCGUCGCCAGAGGGAGGCUGGGGUAAGCCUGGUACGUUGCUUAUGUGUGGUCUAACCAAUUGGGAAAUGGCAGGACGUAAAGCACCUCCCAAAUCACUCAAGACUAAUGUUGGACGUAGUUUGUGGACACCGCAUACUUUUAAAAAUUUAAAUGGAGCUCGUAUCAGACUGAUAGCUUCCGGACCUGCUGCCUCUCAUAAUAUUGUUGUUACUGAGGAUAAUAGAUGCUUGACUUUUGGUAAAAAUGAUAAAGGUCAAUUGGGUGUUGGUGAUACUAAACGUCGGGAUGAACCAACCGAAGUAGAAGCAUUAAAGGGACACACUAUUAUAGCAGCAUCUUGCGGUCGAAAUCAUACACUUUUUUUAACCAGCCGUGGUUUAGUAUUUGCUGCCGGGGACAAUAAGUUAGGACAGUGCGGGGUAGGAAAAACUGAUCCCUGUAUUGUUAAAGCUACAAAAGUUAAAUAUACCGGACCUCCAAUAGUAAAAGUAGGAUGUGGGGCAGAAUUUUCUAUGAUCUUAGAUAUUAAGGGUGGCCUACACUCUUUUGGAUGUCCAGAAUAUGGUGUAUUAGGUCAUAACACAGAUGGAAAAUAUUUUAUAACUAAUACGAAGAUGGCGUUUCACUUCGAGAAAGUGCCUAAGCGAAUCGUUUUAUACGUAGAGAGAGGUAAAGAUGGUCAUGUUACGCCAUUAGACCGUGUGGAAAUCACAGAUUUCAGUUGUGGUCACUAUCAUACAGUUGCUAUUGACAGUAUGAAUCGUGCUUUUUCAUGGGGAUUUGGUGGAAUCGGUCGAUUAGGCCAUAAUGAACAAAGAGAUGAAUUAGUACCACGUUUAAUUAAGUUUCUUGAGCCGCCUAACCGAGGUGUUAGAUCUGUUGCCUGUGGUAGUACUUACAGUAUUGCAAUUAAUGUUCAUGGUUCAGCACUUAUGUUUGGACAGACUAAACGUACUGGAGAAGCUAAUAUGUAUCCGAAACCUAUUCAGGAUUUAUCAGGUUGGGAAAUCAGAUGUAUUGGAUGUUCACAAAGUAGUAUAGUUGUUGCUGCGGAUGAUUCUGUUAUUGCCUGGGGAGGUAGCCCCACCUUUGGUGAAUUGGGUUUUGGUGAAAUGCGCAAAUCAUCAACUACUCCUAUGGAGGUAAAAGCCCUAGAAGGUUUAUACAUUACAGCUGUUACUUGUGGCGUCUCUCAUACAUUAAUGAUCUGCCGAGAUGACACUGAAGAGGAAAAAGCUAAAAUUAAUAAACUUCCAGUAUAUUCUGUUUAAUUAUUAGAUAAUUAUUUGGAUUGAUAAAUACAUGGGGAUAUACAAUGCUUACCGUCAAACCAUUAUACAAACAAACAUUGGAAAGAAUAUUUUAAUUCUAUAUUCAAACGUAAGUAAUCAUAUCCCAAUAAACAAGGUCAGCCUAACAUCAGGGAUGCAUUGUAAAAAGAUUUAAGCUAUCUUUGCUUGGGUCCAGAAACAGUUGCAGCAUAGAAAUGCUCAUUUCCUUGAGACAAAGUCUUUAGCAGACUGGAAAAUACGUCCAUAUGAAACAUAGACUUAGCUAUUACUCUACUUUGUACUUCCAAUUUUUACUUAAUCUGUAAAUGACAGUUCAUCUGUAAUAGUAAUCCCUUUCUGUUAGUAGCUCAGGAUAUAGACCAAACAGAUAGAUGCAAAAAUAUAUUUUGAUACGUUGCUAUUUUAUUGGAGUUCGCUGUAAAUUUAAAUUACAGCGAUAAGUGAUUAUUUGUAUGAGAAAAAGUGCUGGGAACACUGGAAAUUGUUAAGAAAGUUUUUUAUUUCUAUCAUUCAUUGUAGUGAAUUUAUAUUAUAAUCUUGUAAUCUAUACCAUUGAUUCAUUACGGUAGUACCUGAAUCAUUGCACCCAUAGAAAUUUUUAUAUUACAUAUGUAAGUACUAUAUAAUACAUGACGUAUAUAGAGAUACAUUUAAAUAAUUCACAUGUCCAAUGAUUUAUAAACAAUAUGUUAACGACUUAAUAUUUAUGGUCUAUGACCAAUAAUUUUAUUUCAUUUUAGCCUGUAAGAUAUGAUAGCUUCCUUGAAACCAGCAUUAUUUGUCAUACCAUUUUUUUUUUAAUGAAAAUUAACUUCUUUUAUCUUAUUUUAUAUAUGACAUAUAGGAAGUGAAGUUUCAGUUAACAUUAUAUAUUGUUGGCUAUUGUAUUAUUAUACAAGGCAUUC